AAAUGCCCCUGGAAAGGGUUGAGGGCCAGGACAGGAAUGGGGCAGGAGGUGCACAGAUCCUGCUGGACACUGGGAGUAGGGGGUGGCCGAAGGCAGCGGGUGGGCAGGUCCAUGCGUCCCCUGGCCCCCCAGCUCUGCAGGGCAGUGUUCCUGGUUCCCAUCUUGCUGCUGCUGCAGGUGAAGCCUCUGAACGGGAGCCCAGGCCCCAAAGAUGGGAGCCAGACAGAGAAAAUGCCCUCUGCAGACCAGAAUCAAGAACAGUUCGAAGAGCACUUUGUGGCCUCCUCAGUGGGUGAGAUGUGGCAGGUGGUGGACAUGGCCCAGCAAGAAGAAGACCAGUCACCCAAGACGGCAGCUGUUCACAAGUACUCUUUCCACCUCAGCUUCUGCUUUAGUCUGGCCAGCGUCAUGGUUUUCUUAGGAGGGCCAUUGAGGCGGACAUUCCUAAAUAUCCAUCUCUGCUUCAUGCUCACUCACUGACCCUCCCUCCCUCAUGGGCUCCAGGUCACAACUCCCAAAAGAGAUGCAGGCAUGGCUCUCUGCCUCUGAUCACCAUCACUGUACCUCAGGGUUCAGCAGCAGAGAUACCAGUUGCCAUCAGUGCUAACUGACUGCCUCUCCGGGUUCGGAGCUUCGUCUCCCAGGGCCAGAGACAGCAGACCCACAUCCUUCUCUCCCACACCUCUCCUGGUUUUGUUCAGGACAGCAGAUUAGAGGCAGGAGGCAAUGACAAUAAAAUAACGAUAAAAUCCUGAGAA
Molecule: messenger RNA, 758 nt
Organism: Nomascus leucogenys (northern white-cheeked gibbon)
Lineage: Eukaryota; Metazoa; Chordata; Mammalia; Primates; Hylobatidae
Gene: SOFU1
Product: sperm-oocyte fusion factor 1
Biological process (GO): fusion of sperm to egg plasma membrane involved in single fertilization
Source: RefSeq, a predicted model, not a curated record